This is a messenger RNA of Oncorhynchus tshawytscha (Chinook salmon), 2096 nucleotides long. RefSeq names its product solute carrier family 22 member 7-like. The transcript has 9 exons. Gene Ontology annotation, molecular function: transmembrane transporter activity. Lineage: Eukaryota; Metazoa; Chordata; Actinopteri; Salmoniformes; Salmonidae. Gene Ontology annotation, cellular component: membrane. Gene Ontology annotation, biological process: transmembrane transport. The record is from RefSeq and is a predicted model, not a curated record. The coding region runs from base 262 to 1482 and encodes 406 amino acids.
GUAGUCAUUGAAUGUCAUUAUUUGACCACUACAGAUGUUGCAUAUAAUUUAAGUGUUGUUCGUACUUUCAAAGCAUAUUUGAAUAUUGUUGCAUUGCUAGCUACUCAAUGAAAGUCUUUCACAAAAGUAAAGUAGAGAGGCCAUUCUCAUUUAUACAUUGAAGGAGUUUAUUCUUAAUUCCACCUCUCUCAUCAGUGGGACUUGGUGUGUGACCAGAAAGGGCAAAAUAAGGCGACAACAACCAUCUUCUUCAUAGGAGUGAUGUUCGGAGCUAUGACCUUUGGAAGCCUGAGUGACAGGUUUGGUAGGAAGCCCAUGCUCCUGGUGUCCUAUAUCUCUGGCAUGUUGUUUGGUUUUGCCAGUGCUUUCUCCACUUCUUUCAUCAUGUUCGCUGUGCUCAGGUUCUUCACUGGGUUCGGUAUCACCGGCAUCGUUAUCGUCUCAUCAGUACUCAGUGUGGAGUGGGUGGACAUUCAGCACAGAAAGCUGGUGGGAGUGAUUGACAGCCUGUCCUGGACGUUUGGUAACUGCAUGAUUCCAGCCAUAGCCUACUGUGUGACCGACUGGAGACAGCUGACCAUAGCGGUCACCUCACCUCUUGCUCUAGCCAUACUCACCUGGAGAUGGAUUCCUGAGUCAGCCAGGUGGCUCAUAGCCAAUGGGAAGUUUGAGAAAGCUAACUUUUAUUUGCAACAAUGUGCCCAGAUGAACCAGAAGGAGGAGUUUGGAUCCAAAAUUACACCAGAGACUCUGUCCAGUAUCAUUGUGACAGAGAGAAAAGACAGAAGUCACUCCUACCUGGACUUGGUCAGGACACCAAAGAUGAGGAGGCUGGCUCUACUAACAGGCAUAGUGUGGUAUGGUGUGGCAUCAACAUUUUAUGGCAUUAGCUUCAACAUCACUGGAUUUGGACUCAAUAUCUAUCUGACCCAGUUUGUGUACGGUGCCAUAGAGCUGCCAGCCAAACUAUCAGCGUACUACCUUCUGGAUAAGGUGGGCAGGAGAAACACAGAAGUGGGAUCUUUACUAGGAGCUGGAAUCUGUCUCGCUAUCAACAUCUUCAUACCCCGAGACAUGUCUGUUUUAAGGACGGUGGUGGCGGUGCUGGGGAAGGGUUGCUCGGCAACAUCCUUCACAACCGUUGUGUUGUACAGCUCUGAGCUGUUCCCUACUGUGGUCAGGCAGAACGGCAUGGGCUACAACUCAUCCAUGGGUCGUCUGGGAGUGUCUCUGGCCCCUCUGAUCCUGCUGCUGGACGAGGUGUGGAGGGACCUUCCACAGGUCCUCCUCUGCUCCAUAGCCCUGCUGGCUAGCCUGGUGGCCAGGAUGCUGCCGGAGACACGGGGCCGCUGUCUACCAGAGACCAUCCAGGACGUUGAGGACGGGCAGACAGGGAAAGGUUUGGCUGGAUCCCAAGUUGUGGAAACAACAGAUAUCCCUCUCAAAUCAAAGGACAAUGAUGAGGUGGAAAAUGGAUACUAAGAUUCUUCCUGUAUAUAUUUUUGAUAUGCCCAAAUGUGCACCCUGUGGAAUGCUUUUGACAACUUGUAGAGUCUAUGCCCGACGAAUUCAGGCUGUUCUGAGGGCAAAAUGGGUGUAACUCAAUAUUAGGAAGGUGUUCUUUAAUGUUUUGUACACUCAGUGUGUUUGUUACACAUCAAAAACAACCUUCAAACCUCUCACUGAUCUUAUAAAAAAAGAUAAAUGAAAUGCAAGAGAACAAAAGAGAAAGAGCCUGAAGUGUGAAGCAUAAUUCAAGUGUUAUUCGUCACAUACAAAUUAUAAUUUACACUUAAUUCCAAUAUUACAUUAUCUUAUUUAGAAAAUACUAAUUUUCUGUUUCAUAUCAAUGAGGAACAAGAUUAUCUUUGAUAAUGUAUCAUAACUCUUUGUGCAUUAUUCUUCACCAUAACCAUUGGCAAAUGCAUGCAAUCAAUCUUUAAUAUUGAAUAUGAGCCUAUUGUUGUAUACACAUUUUAUACAGUAUCAGUCAAAAGUUUGGACACACCUACUCAUUCAACGGUUUUUCUUUAUUUAUACUAUUUUCUACAUUGUAGAGUAGUAGUUAAGACAUCACAACUAUUAAAUAAUGCAUA